Penaeus vannamei (Pacific white shrimp) is the source of this 712-nucleotide messenger RNA. The record is from RefSeq and is a predicted model, not a curated record. Lineage: Eukaryota; Metazoa; Arthropoda; Malacostraca; Decapoda; Penaeidae.
UCCCAAGCCUCGUCGCUCCUCGGAACGCACGCCCACUUUCAGCACUUUCAGCUUUCCUGAAACGAAGGUCCCUCGGCAGCCAUGACGACCACCGUCACCACCGGAGUGUUGGCAGGGACCGCUGGCGGCGCAGGACUCGCAGGACUCGCCGUCGCAGGAGCUGUAGGUUUGGGCGUCCUGGGUUUGGCCGCCCUCGCCUCCAGAGGCGCAGGACGCAGGAAUCGAGGAGGCAGGAGGAAGGGGCACCGCAGGGGGCGUCGCUCCGUGGACGACGCCGAGGACUGGAGGAUGCAGAACGCCCUCGAGUUGGUGCGAGCGGAGGACGUGACAGGAUGCGGCAUGAGGCUGGUGUGCGAGCUGGCCGGCCAGGAGGAGGAGGAUCUGGUGCAGGAGGAGCUGGCCAUCCUGGCCUUGCUCGGACCCGACGUGAAGCCCGGGGAGGGAGUCCUCCCCCCCGGGGGCGCCAGGGGAGAGUACCUGCAGGCCAGGAACUUCGGGGCACAAGGCGGGGACUGCGGCGCCGCCUUCCCCAUGUGUCCACUCAACGGCUCGCAGCUCAUGGACACCGUCAUGGCCUACCUGCCCUGAGACAAAAUGCCUCUCCACGUGUCUGCAUUUCCGUCUUUCAGGACCAGUCCAAAUAGUUUAUUUACUUCUACUUAGCAAGUCCCUCUCACUGUGUAGAUCGUUAGGAAAUACAGAUCUUUAGCUU